Messenger RNA from Cynara cardunculus var. scolymus (artichoke), 673 nucleotides. Its product is annotated as splicing factor 3B subunit 6-like protein. Bases 73 to 450 code for a protein of 125 amino acids. Gene Ontology annotation, biological process: mRNA splicing, via spliceosome. Gene Ontology annotation, molecular function: RNA binding. Gene Ontology annotation, cellular component: precatalytic spliceosome; U2 snRNP; catalytic step 2 spliceosome. The transcript has a single exon. Lineage: Eukaryota; Viridiplantae; Streptophyta; Magnoliopsida; Asterales; Asteraceae. The record is from RefSeq and is a predicted model, not a curated record.
CAAAUCUUCAUCCCCUGAAACAAACCUACAUCUUUCUGUUAGAAUUCUGCAAUUCAAGCAUCUCCAACUCCAAUGGCGACCAUCAGCUUGCGUAAGGGCAACACCAGGCUGCCACCAGAGGUCAACAGGGUUCUUUAUGUACGCAACUUACCUUUUAACAUCACCAGCGAGGAGAUGUACGAUAUAUUCGGGAAGUACGGCGCCAUACGCCAGAUACGUAUCGGCACCAACAAGGACACUCGCGGCACCGCCUUCGUCGUUUAUGAAGACAUCUACGACGCCAAGACCGCUGUUGAUCACUUGUCAGGUUUCAACGUUGCCAAUAGGUACCUGAUUGUGCUGUAUUAUCAACAGGCGAAGAUGAGUAAGAAGUUCGAUCAGAAGAAGAAAGAAGAGGAGCUUACAAAGUUGCAGGAGAAGUAUGGUGUUACUGCCAAAGAUCUCAAGUAAGCUCAUUUUAAUAUGGCUAUAGUAAUGAAGAAUAUCUACGGUUUGAUGCUUCCUGCUGAAAUUUAGGGUUUCUUGUAUGAAAUUUGUGUAAUUUUUUACAGGAAGGUUGUAAAAAUGCUGAAUUUGUUGAAUUUUAAAGCCAUACUUUCUUAAUGUUGAUAUCGUCCGUAGAAUAUUUAUAUAUGUUGCUUGUUCUAAUUCGAGUUAAUAAGCUAUUAACCUA